Calliphora vicina (urban bluebottle blowfly) is the source of this 3717-nucleotide messenger RNA. RefSeq names its product Polypeptide N-Acetylgalactosaminyltransferase 1 (gene Pgant1). Gene Ontology annotation, cellular component: Golgi apparatus. The coding region runs from base 821 to 2692 and encodes 623 amino acids. Gene Ontology annotation, molecular function: polypeptide N-acetylgalactosaminyltransferase activity. Gene Ontology annotation, biological process: protein O-linked glycosylation. Lineage: Eukaryota; Metazoa; Arthropoda; Insecta; Diptera; Calliphoridae. The record is from RefSeq and is a predicted model, not a curated record. The transcript is spliced from 5 exons.
ACAGUGAAAUCAAAUACAUUUUAUUAUAAACUUUAAAGUUAAAUGUUGUUUUUGUUAUAAUUGAAAAAGUAGCAACAGCUGAAGCAACAGUUAAUAAGUCAGUAAACGAGUCAACAAACUGGCUGGUUUGUUGUCCGUCUGUCUUUCUGGUCUUCGUCGUCGCUACGAGCUGGUUAGAUUUUCUUUAGAAGAGCAAGUUUCUGUCUUUUAAUGGUGUGUUGUUUUUGUUUAUUUUUAGUGACGUUUUAUUUUAUUCAUUGAUAAUGAAGAUGGCUAAAAUGAAAAAAAGAAGUUUACAGAAUCAUAGCUCAGUUUAAGACGAGCUAUUAAAACGCAAGAGAGUGUUAAACGACACGCGGACAAAAAAAACUUUAAAUAUUUUUUUAAUUUAGAAAUUAAAACUGGAUUUUUUUUAUUUGUAAUAAGAUUACUUUUGGAGUGAGAAAGUGUGCGCUUGGAGUGUGUAUUUCCAUCUCUUGAAUUUUAUAAAUUGUGCCAUUAAUUAUCGUUUAUUAACAAACGAUUUCAAGAGGUGAAAAAUAUAAAAGAAAAACGAAAGUGGUCUUUUUAACACUUCAUUCAAACAAUACAUAUUUACAUCCAAACAAGAAGACAACAAAUUUACAUGCUUCAACUUAAUCAUUAACAUCACCACUGCCAGAGGAGUGUAUAAAUGACUGAUUAGGAAAUUCUUUUUGCCACUUGUACAUUCGAAUUGUUAGUGUAGCUUUUGUGAAUACACUAAUGAAUUUAUUUAAAUCAAAAGAACAUUAAAUAGAGAAGAAGUGAAUGAAGAUAAAUACAUUGAAAACUUCCAAAAAUGCUGCCUCGUUUUCGUUCCUUUUAUGGUAAAAUUAUUACCUUUACACUGGUGGCCUUAGUAUUCAUUGUUUAUAUUAAAGUAUUGCAAAUCGAUGAGGAUGCUUCACUAACCUCGUCAUUUGAGAAAGCCGCUUUAAAACAAAAUCCUUUUAGCCAUAUUGAUAGUGAAAAUGAUGAUGAAAAUGUGAAUGAAAAUGAAAUACCACGACCAGUGGCUGCAUUGCAUAAACCACCAUCGGUUGAUUUCAAUUCACCCUACGAGUUGAGCGUACAGCUUGAUUUGGCCAAACAGGAAGUCGGCUUGGGUGAUAUGGGCGAUGCAGCUUAUUUGGAGGGCGCUGCAAAAAAACGCGGUGAAGAAAUCUACAAGAAAAUUGCUCUUAAUGAAGAGUUGAGUGAACAUUUAUCGUAUAAUCGUACCCUAGACGAUUUUCGCCAUCCUCUGUGUGCCAAGCAACAUUUUGAUGUAGACACCCUGCCGACAACAAGUGUCAUUGUGAUUUUCUACAAUGAACCCUACUCGGUAUUACUGCGUACAGUGCAUAGUACGUUGAAUACAUGUGUGGGACGAUUGUUGAAGCAAAUCAUUCUGGUAGAUGAUGGAAGCACCAACGAUGAACUGGGAGAGAAAUUAGACUACUACAUUCGUACACGUAUACCAUCGGGAAAAGUCUCAGUUGUACGUUUAAAAAAUCGGUUGGGCUUAAUACGAGCCCGUUUGGCAGGAGCACGUGUAGCCACUGGUGACGUCUUAAUAUUUUUAGAUGCUCAUUGUGAGGCAAAUAUUGGCUGGUGUGAACCACUGCUGCAACGCAUUAAGGAAUCUCGCACAAGUGUUUUAGUUCCCAUUAUUGAUGUCAUUGAUGCUCAGGACUUUAAAUAUAAUACAAAUGGCUAUAAAUCAUUUCAAGUGGGUGGCUUUCAAUGGUCUGGUCACUUUGAUUGGAUCACUGUCUCAAAUCGCGAGCGUAAAAGGCAGCAACGAGAUUGCAAAGAGGAUGAUUUAGAUGUUUGUCCCACAUACAGUCCUACCAUGGCUGGUGGCCUAUUUGCCAUAGAUCGUAGUUAUUUCUGGGAAGUUGGUAGCUAUGAUGAACAGAUGGACGGCUGGGGUGGUGAAAAUUUAGAAAUGUCCUUUAGAAUCUGGCAAUGUGGUGGUACAAUUGAGACUAUACCCUGUUCCAGAGUUGGUCAUAUAUUCCGUGAUUUUCAUCCUUAUAAGUUCCCUAACAAUCGUGAUACUCAUGGCAUCAACACUGCUCGUAUGGCUUUAGUUUGGAUGGAUGAUUAUAUCAAUAUCUUCUUUUUAAAUCGUCCUGAUUUGAAAUUCCAUCCUGAUAUUGGUGAUGUUACCCACCGAGUUAUGUUACGCAAGAAAUUACGUUGCAAAAGUUUUGAUUGGUAUUUGGAAAAUAUCUAUCCGGAAAAAUUUGUACCCACCAAAGAUGUUAAAGCUUAUGGAAAAGUACGUUCGCUAAAUUCCAAUUUAUGCUUGGACGAUCUACAACAAAAUAAUGAAAAACCCUACAAUUUAGGAGUUUACUCGUGUAGUAAGGAGAUUGCCAAAACACAAUUCUUCUCCUUUACCAACAACAACGUUCUACGUAACGAAUUAAGCUGUGCCAAUGUACAGCACAGUGAUUCACCGCCAUAUUUAAUUGUAAUGACGACUUGUUUCGAAAACGACGAUCUAAAUGAAAAAUGGCAAUACUCAAAUAAUCGCCUAAGACAUCUUAACACUGGCAUGUGUCUGGACCAUCGGGGAUUGCAUCAAGGCGAUUAUAUACAAGUAUCAGUCUGUGAUCCUUAUAGUAAAACACAAAGUUGGAUAAUUGACCAUCGUGAUGAGAACAUAUUGCCACAGUUAUAAAAAUUAUUCCCCAUUUAGGAGUCCUAACAACGAGACGAAAACUUUUGUCAAUUUUAAGAAAAAAACAAAAAUAGAAACAGAAACAAAAAUAUUGUAUAUAAUGAAAUAUUUGUAUCCUUAGCUUAUAUUAAUCCUGCCCUCAUUUUUGUGUAUAAGAUGGAAAAACUGAUUUAGUCAUUAUACAUAUAAAAAAUGUAAUUUUAAAUUAAUUAAUUUUACAGCAUAACUUUGAUAAUUUUGUAUAAUCAAACAGAAAAACAUAAAAAAUAUUAUUUACUUUUUAACAGAGAGUAUAGACGAAUUAUUUGAACUGAACUUUUUUUCCUUAAACAUUUGACAUACUACUUAAAAAAGAAAUAAAAAUUUGAGAUUAAACUUUUUUAUAAAAAUUGUGUAUGAACUACAUAUUUUACAAGAUUACAUCGAAUGAUGUAUAUAUACAAAUAGGAUGACUUCUAAUGUAAAAAAUAUAUUUAUAAAACAAUCUAAUCUAUUUUUUAUUUAAGGACUAUUCAAAUAUUAAUUUAAACAAAAAUACCAUGACUAGUUAAAAUUUCACUCACACUAAAAACUACUGAUAUUUUUUUUUAAAAUCAUAAUCUAAAAUAUCAAAGGAAUUCCUAUUUUAUAAAAAAAAAACAUAAAACAAACGAAAUAUAAUGUAAAUAUACAAAAUUACUACUGCAAUACUUAAUUCUUGAUAUCAAAAACGCUUUAAAAGCAUUCCAUACACACCACUAAAAAUUAUAAAAACAAAAAAGUCAAAACAAUAUCAAACAAAUUAUAUAAAAAUAAAUGCAAGACAUAAAAAGCUUCCUAUAGUUAAUAUAUACAAACAUAUAUAUAGUUAUAAACAAUUUACAUUGCAAAUACAAGGUCAUACAUAUUAAUCACAAAAAUAUGAAAAAAACUACAUACAAAUAUAAAAAUAUUUUUAUAUUCUUGGUUGUACAAAUACAAAAUUUAUAAAAAAAAAAUAAUAGUAAUAAAUAAAUGAAAUAAUAAAGGAAUAUAUUUUAAUAAUA